CAAAAAUAUCCAACCAGUCUCCUUCGUCAUCACUGAGAAUUUCCAUUGAGCUCUCUCACUCUCUCUCUCCCUCUCCCUCCCCCUCCCCCUCCGCCUCGCACUCUCAGCUCAAUUUUCCAAAAGUUAGCAAAGCUGAAUCUAUUUUGGGCAUAUUAUAGUUUGACCUCUGAAUAUUUCGUCUGGGGUGGUUGUGAGAGUACAAGAAUCUCGUUUUCGGCCGUGUGUUGUGGACCCUACUACCCCCCCUUGGAGAUUCCUCCUCCCACGCCACGCUCCGCCUGAGCUUCAGAUUCAAACACGGAGAAAGAGAGAGAGAGAGAGAGAGAGUGAGAGGGCCUUCUCAUAUUGGAUUCCUAGUUGGUUCUUAGUGGCCGAGAAUCUUGUUGCCUGAUGAUAUUGAGGCCUGCCCAGCUGAGAAAUUCCUUAGAAUCACUGAGAAAAUUGGAAUCUCAGUCGCCGGCUUCAGAGACCCUUUUCCCGGCCUUCCCUCUUUCGGUUUUUCUCCCCGUCUUUAUUUUGUUUUUGGGCUGCCAGCCAACCCAAAGCCCCCUAUUUCGUGACUAUCUUGUUAUGAAUGUCUGAAUACUUGAUUUGAUUUGAGAGGAUUCCCCCUUAUUAUGGAGAAUGAUGGAGAUGGACCCUUCUCUCCCACCUCCACAUUUGAUGUUCCAGUGGAUUUUGAUUUCAUGGAAGAGCUCUUCCUUGAUGGGUGUUGGGUAGAAACAACUGAUGCUUUCGACUUCGAUGUCAAUCUUCCUCAGUCUGGUCCUCCUUCAACCUCUAAUGAGCUCAAUAACCCCUCGAACCAUUUGCCCUCAUAUCAACCAAUCUUUCGAGAAACUGAAGAAGGUCCGAAGAUAGAAGCACUUGUUCAUACUCAAACUCAAGAAGAGAAAUCUGAUUUCCCAGUUGAGGGCAGCGAAGGGGGUAAAAGGCUGUGGAUCGCACCAAAAAAUGCAGAAACAAGUUCGAGUUCUUUCCUCUCAGUGCAUCAAAGAUUAAUGACGGCAAUUGAAUACUUGAGAGUGUGUACGAAAGAUAAAGAUGUCCUAAUCCAGAUAUGGGUUCCUGUUAAGAAAGAGGGCAGACAGGUCUUGACAACGGAUGAGCAGCCCUUCACGGUGGGCCUGAGCUCAAGAGGCCUCGAGAGCUACAGGAGGGUCUCAAGGGCUUACCAUUUCCCUGCCGACGGGUCCAAGGAGUUUGUCGGGCUGCCUGGUCGGGUCUUCCUCGGAAAGUUGCCCGAGUGGACCCCGGAUGUUCGGUUCUUUCGGAGCGAGGAGUACCCCAGGAUCGAUCAUGCCAAGCUGUGCGAUGUCCGAGGGUCAAUGGCAGUCCCCGUCUUUGAGCAGGGAAGUGGGACCUGCAUGGGGGUCGUUGAGAUGGUGACUACUUCUAGCAAGAUCAACUACCGUCUUGAUCUCGAUAUCGUUUGCAAAGCUCUGGAGGCUGUCGAUCUUAGGAGUUCUCAAAGCUUCAGCACUCCCAUUGUAGAGGUGGGCAGCAAUGAGCUGUGCUCCAGUGAUAUAUUCCUGCAAUUUUUUGAGGUCCUGAAAUCCAUUUGCAAGCUAUAUGGACUCCCUCUAGCUCUGACGUGGGCCCCAUGUGUCAAGCAAGGGAAGGAAGGAUGUCGACACUCGGACGAGAAUUAUACCUUUUGCGUCUCCACGCUGGAUCCUGCCUGCUUCGUGGCAGAUUCCGGGAUGGUCGAGUUCCUUGAGGCCUGCUCCGAGCACCAUCUUUUAAAGGGCGAAGGAAUCGUCGGGGAGGCGUUUUCAUCAAAUCGACCUACCUAUACAGCCGAUAUAACUGCAUUUGGGAAGACGGAAUAUCCACUCUCUCACCAUGCUAGGAUCUUCGAUUUGCACUGUGUGGUAGCAAUCCCUUUAACAAGCAUAUAUAGUAACUCACCUGACUUUGUGCUUGAAUUUUUCCUGCCAAAGGACUGCAAGGAGUCAGAAGAGAGAAGUCAGGUUCUGAAUUCUCUGCUCGGUGUGAUUCAUCAGGCUUUCCGAAAUUCCCAAUUUUUGACUGGUAAAGAACUGGAGGAAGUUGUUGCUGGUUUACCUUCUGAUAAAACAAGUCAGAAGGAGGAAAAUAAUAGAUCGCCAAUGUCUCCUCUGAGGGAAAGAGCUAAUGAAGAUUCUUCAUGGAUUUCCAAUAUGAUUGAGACCCAGAGGAAGGGCAAGGGAGUGUCGUUAUCGCUAAACCUUCAGAGAGAACCUCAAGAAGAGUUCCAGCUGAUGACCCAAUGGGAAAAUGAUGCUCAUGCCGAAAUCGAAUUGAACCACGGGCCAGUCUAUCAUGGGUUUUGGCAGAACCCUGACCUCAUUAAUAGCGUUCGAGGCGGCAGUGAUUCCCCUUCUCUAGGUGGAAGUAACUCGGGAAGCAGCAGAAGAGCAGGCAAGAAGAGACGGACAAAGACCGAGAGAUCGAUAAGCUUGGAAGUUCUAAGGCAGUACUUCGCCGGGAGCCUCAAAGAUGCGGCUAAAAGUCUCGGCGUGUGCCCCACGACUCUGAAGAGGAUAUGUAGGCAACACGGGAUCAACCGCUGGCCCUCACGUAAGAUCAAGAAGGUAGGCCACUCCCUGAAGAAGCUUCAACACGUGAUCGACUCAGUUCAGGGAGCUGAGGGUGCGAUCCAGCUUGAUUCCUUCUACGCGAGCUUCCCCGAACUCAGUCCUAACUUGUCCGGGGGUACUGGCCCCGCCAUCUCACCAAACAAGCCGUCUGUGCCCAUCAACCCUUUGUUGAAAAAUCCUAUUCCAACCCUGACCUCUAAUCCUCAGGCUCCCCUCUCACAAGAGGAGACCAGGGUCCUCAGUUCCGGGGCCACCACCACUUCCCGGUCUCCAUCCUCAUGCAGUCAGACCUCCACUUCCACCGCAUCCUGUUCCACUGGAGCCAAGCACGACCCUGCGAUGAUGAACCCGUCUAGUGUUGAUGUGCUGACCGAGGAAAUCGAAGAAGUCCUAAAGCGGGCCCACAGUGAUGCGGAGCUUCAUGUCUCAAGCCGAGAGGAAUCAAAACCAAAGAAGCUCAUUGCGAGGUCCCAGAGCCACAAGUUGUUCGGCGAGAACAUCCCCAUCGAUGAGACCCCUCUGCCUCCUAAUCUACCAAGAGGUGGAACCAAUAACAUUUUAAACCCACCAGAGAGCAGCCUUUUCAGAGUGAAGGCCACAUAUGGCGAAGAGAAGAUCCGGUUCACCUUGCAACCCAGCUGGGGUUUCCUGGAUCUUCAAAGGGAGAUCGGGAGGCGGUUUGGCAUAGAUGACUUCAGCAUGAUCCACGUGAAAUACUUGGACGAUGAUCGCGAGUGGGUCCUGUUGACGUGCGAUGCAGACCUUGAGGAGUGCAUUGAUGUGUAUAGGGCAUCGUCACAGAGCCGCAUGAUCAGGAUCUCCCUCCACCAGGCCUCGAAGCUGGACCUCAACCAUUCUUUGGGGAGCAGUGGGCAGUCCCAGCCCCACGACCGUUUCCUGUGAUCAACCCUUUUUAGUACUUCGCAGCUGCAAAACAUAUGAAGCUCUCAGUUGCUCGAAGAAUUAAUUAAUUGAAACUCUGUAGAUGAAUUGGGUCUUCUAGAUGUUUAAGGAUACGUUAGUAUGAAACUGUUGUGGAAGAAAAAUAAAACAUCGUAGGUGUUGGCAACUGUUGCAGUAUUGGCGAUAUCGAGUUGCCGAGCUUUCAUUUUACGAUCUUUCGUGUGA
Molecule: messenger RNA, 3710 nt
Organism: Punica granatum (pomegranate)
Lineage: Eukaryota; Viridiplantae; Streptophyta; Magnoliopsida; Myrtales; Lythraceae
Source: RefSeq, a predicted model, not a curated record